Messenger RNA from Vitis riparia (riverbank grape), 1238 nucleotides. RefSeq names its product serine/arginine-rich splicing factor SR30-like. Gene Ontology annotation, molecular function: mRNA binding. The transcript has 13 exons. NCBI's taxonomy places the organism in Eukaryota, Viridiplantae, Streptophyta, Magnoliopsida, Vitales, Vitaceae. The record is from RefSeq and is a predicted model, not a curated record. Gene Ontology annotation, cellular component: nucleus; ribonucleoprotein complex; cytoplasm. The coding region runs from base 108 to 974 and encodes 288 amino acids.
UUCCCCUAUAUAAACCUCUCGAACCGUCGAGUGUGCCCGUCUGUUUGUUUGCUGGGAAACCUCAAGAAAUCAGAGUUGAAAAUUUACGGUAUACAAGAGAGGCAAAAAUGAGUAGCCGUUCUAGCCGCACUGUCUAUGUUGGCAAUCUUCCUGGUGAUAUUCGUGAGAGAGAAGUAGAAGAUCUGUUUUACAAGUAUGGGCCUAUUGUUGACAUUGAUUUGAAGAUCCCUCCAAGACCACCAGGCUAUGCUUUUGUUGAGUUCGAAGAUGCUCGUGAUGCUGAAGAUGCUAUUUAUGGUCGGGAUGGGUAUAAUUUUGAUGGACAUCGACUGCGAGUCGAACUUGCUCAUGGUGGGAGAGGACAAUCAUCAUCAGUGGACCACUAUAGCAGUUACAGUAGCAGUAGCCGUGGUGGACUUUCACGGCACUCUGAAUAUCGAGUAUUGGUUACUGGAUUACCUUAUUCUGCUUCCUGGCAAGAUCUAAAGGACCAUAUGCGUCGAGCUGGGGAUGUUUGUUUCUCCCAAGUGUUCCGUGGUCGCGGUGGGAUGACUGGAAUUGUGGAUUAUACAAACUAUGAUGACAUGAAAUAUGCUAUAAGGAAGCUUGAUGACUCUCUGUUUAAGAAUCAAUUUUCUCGGGCUUAUAUACGGGUGAGGGAGUAUGAACCUAGAAGCUUCUCUCGAAGUCCCAGUCGUAGCCCAUCUGUGUCAAGAAGCAGAAGCCCCCGUCGCAGUCGUAGCUAUAGUUAUUCAAAUCAUUCAUCAGGCAGAUCUCGUUCGAGGUCUGUUUCUUCACAGGCACGCUCGAGAUCAGUUUCAAGGUCCAGAUCUCCCUUAAUAUCUCCUCGUCGUCACAAGCGGGUGAGCAGAAGCCCAAGGAAAUACAGGAGCCCAAGCAGGAGCUUAUCUGGAUCUCGUUCACCCUCGCGGAGUUCUUACAGGAGCAGAUCAGCUGACUCGAGGAGCGAUUGAUGGGAGAGUAAGGUAUCCAGAGUGUUGUACGAUGAACAGGACAACUAUAACAAAUAGACUCGAACAACUAGGCUCAACAUAUGCCUUUGAAUUUGGAUAAAUUAUAGACUCCUUAAUGGUGAUAUAAACUGAUGUAAUAAAAUUUAGGCACAUGCUUAGGUUGUCAGCUAAUACACCUGCUCCAGGGAUUCUUUGCUUGGUUUGAGUUAUUGCAACCCUCUUUUCGUGCUGGUAUUCUCUCAAAGUUAACAAAUUAAGAUUUUA